Molecule: messenger RNA, 1531 nt
Organism: Drosophila ananassae
Lineage: Eukaryota; Metazoa; Arthropoda; Insecta; Diptera; Drosophilidae
Exons: 2
Coding region: 150-1370 (406 amino acids)
Source: RefSeq, a predicted model, not a curated record
CGUAUACUACAAACUAUAACUUGUAUAAAUUCAAGUUUUAUUGAAAGCAUUUGAAAAAAACAUCAUUUAUUUUCGAUUCUGCCUUGAAUGGAUACACGAACUCUCAGGCGCAUACAGAGAUCAGGAAAAUUAUUUUGUAGUUAAGAACAAUGGAUGGACUAAGCAGUCGAGGAUCGGGGCUGGAUCCGCCCCUAUUUUUGACCUGUGACAUGGACCAAUUCCGGGAUCCACACAAGAAACGUGCAGCCGUCGAUGCCUGCGAGGAGCUGGAUAAGUUGGAUGCCCAGGACGAGAUCAGUGUGUCCAGUAUAAUCUCGGCCCUGCUGCGACCUAUCGAGCCGUCGGACGAUCAAUAUAAGCAGUGUGACUGGGGCAUUGACCCCAAGCAGUUCCUGCCCGUGAAACAGGCCAUCAUUUUUAAGGAGCAACUGUUCGUGUCCAGGCUACGGAACACAAACUGCAAGCUUAACGAGGAUCUAAAGAUCUUUUUUGAACGUGAGCUGGAGCAGAUCGGUCGCUUCUGCCUGAACGUGGAGGAGGCCUUUGAUGGAUACGUGGUCUUCUGCAGCAGUAAGAUGAAGAAGGGACGCGGUAUUGUGGAGUGUGGUCAUCAGCUGAAGGGCAAGUACGACGAUAAGUUCCUGCUGAUUUGUGAAAAGCGCUCUGAGUUCGACCGGAUCGACAACACGCGUGUGGAGAAGAUCCUGGAGGUGCGAAACCAUGCCGAUCUCCUGCUCACCGCCAUCCGGGAGACGCGGAUCAAUGAGGAGGUUCAGCGCUUUAAAGCGCGCAUCGACAUCAAGGACCGUGACCACGUUUUCGUUCUAGACGGAGGUAUCAUGCUUCUGAUGCGUCACCUGGUGUGCAACAACUUUAUCGGAAACUUUGAGUAUUACACAAUGAACUUGUACGGACGCGUCCUGCGCUGCAAUCUGGUGGUGCACAAGGAGCGCAAGGUUGUGCGCAUCUUCUAUCGCACCUACAAGAACGUGGUGCACAUCCUCACCCAGCAGUGCUUCAAUGACGAGUUGCAAGAUGUGGCCGAGACCUUCAUGACGCCAGAAGGUCGGAUCGUGAUCCACUAUUGGCGCGGCUACAACUACCUGCUCCACGCUGCCUGCUUGCCACCGAAGCGCAAGGAGACGAUCCUGCCCAAGCUGGAGCUCAUGUGGCGCCAGAAUGUCCAGCUGACCCGCAAGUUCCAGGAACUAAAGGCUCUUAAUUACGAAAAUGCCACGAACUACUUGAACGGCAACACCCAGCUGGCCGACUUUAUGCAGGACUAUGUUCUCAAUGUGCUUCGGUAUAAGCCUACAAAUGUCCUUGAGUUUUCCAUCAUGUUCUUUCAAAACAUGGCCAAAGGAAAUUAGACUAUGGCUACUACCUGCGCCCAACUUAUCCCGUAAAUUCUAAGUCGUUUCAUGGAAAUAAGAAUAAUUUUUUUCUCGCUUUGAAAGCAAUAUACUUUUGUUUGUUUAUUUGAACAUCAAUAAAGUUUGAAAAAUAAAUGCCACUCUUCAUACUACCCCAA